Messenger RNA from Tripterygium wilfordii, 1671 nucleotides. Its product is annotated as zinc finger protein JACKDAW-like. NCBI's taxonomy places the organism in Eukaryota, Viridiplantae, Streptophyta, Magnoliopsida, Celastrales, Celastraceae. The transcript has 4 exons. Bases 161 to 1477 code for a protein of 438 amino acids. Gene Ontology annotation, molecular function: DNA-binding transcription factor activity. The record is from RefSeq and is a predicted model, not a curated record. Gene Ontology annotation, cellular component: nucleus.
GAUACUUUAAAGAGACGAAGACCAUACAGAGAGAGAUAUAUGCAUAUAUCUCUAUAUAUAGAUAUUAGGGUUUUUUGGUGUUUUUUUGUUUUGAGGCAGUAAAGGCCAGAUCCCUGCAACAGCGGAACACCAGUCAGCUAGCUGUUGUGUUGAAAUUCAGAUGCAAAUGAUGUCUGGUGAUUCAUUUUCAUUACCAUCCCCACUAGGAGGGUUUGUUCUUCAAGACCCACAAAUCCCAAACCCUAAAUCUAAUUCAGCAGCCAAGAAGAAGAGAAAUCUACCAGGAACACCAGACCCAGAUGCAGAGGUCAUUGCUCUAUCUCCCAAGUCUCUCAUGGCCACAAACCGGUUCAUUUGCGAUGUAUGCAACAAAGGAUUCCAAAGAGACCAGAACCUACAACUCCAUAGAAGAGGACACAAUCUUCCAUGGAAGCUAAAGCAAAGGACAAACAAAGAAAUCAAGAAGAAGGUCUACAUAUGCCCUGAAAAGACAUGUGUUCACCAUGACCCAUCAAGAGCUCUUGGAGACCUCACUGGGAUAAAGAAGCAUUUUAGCAGAAAGCAUGGAGAGAAGAAGUGGAAGUGUGAUAAGUGUUCGAAGAAAUAUGCUGUUCAAUCUGACUGGAAAGCUCACUCCAAGACUUGUGGGACUAGAGAGUACAAAUGUGAUUGUGGAACCUUAUUUUCCAGGAAAGACAGCUUCAUAACACACAGAGCAUUUUGUGAUGCAUUAACUAAAGAGAGUGAAGUAGAACUUACUCCAGUAGCAGCAGCAGCAGCAGCAGCGACAGAUCUCAAUUUCAGUGGAAAUGGCACAGUGAACAUGUCACAUGGAUUGCAAUUGUGGCUAAACCAGGCUGCAAAUUCACAUAUCAAUAUUCCAAACAAUCUUUAUGCAGCAGCGAGUACUAAUUUGCCCGAUAUGGUGCAAUUGGGAUCUGCUAAUCUGACCAACAUUAGUAACCCAUCAAUGCCGCCAUUGCAGUCUCAUGGGUUAAAGGAGGAAAGCUCGAGCUGCCUAUACUCUGAUACCCAGAUCUUCAAGCAAUCAAAACCACCUCCUGCUCCUAUGUCUGCCACAGCUUUAUUACAAAAAGCAGCCCAAAUGGGUUCUACCAGAACCAACAAUAAUUCCAUUUUUGGUGCAGUGUGUUCUUCUUCUCCUUCUUCAUCGUCCAGGAGUGAAUUGCAGAGGGUUUUUCAAAAUGCUAAGCCAAUAAACAGAGUUGAUCAAGAAGUAUUGCUCACAAGUGCAUCGACUAGUACUGCUACUCUGGAUCAGCUGAUGAUUCAGAGUCAGAAAGUACAGAUUGAUCAUCAGAUGCGUAGUUCUUUCGAGAAUGGUCUUACUAGAGAUUUUCUUGGCAUGAGUGGAGAUUCUAGUCGUCCGUUCUUAGCACAAGAGCUUGCAAAGUUCGCUUCCAUGAGCUCGGCGAUGGGGGUUGAGCCUAUUCAGUGGCAACCAUUCAAAUCUUAGCCAGUUAGAGUUACAGCUGGAACCAAAGCAGUAAAUCAGUAAUGAUAGAGAUCUCAAACCGCAGGUAUUUCAAUUAUCUCAAUUGUUACCGUAGGUAUUUCAAUUAUCUCAAUUGUUGAAUUAUACGCAUAAAAUUUUGUGCGCAUCGUGUGAUGCGAUCGAUAUGUUGAGAGUUCACUUGAAUCAUGUGCUUC